Messenger RNA from Mesoplodon densirostris (Blainville's beaked whale), 9087 nucleotides. It is a transcript of the gene THSD4, whose product is annotated as thrombospondin type 1 domain containing 4. Gene Ontology annotation, biological process: extracellular matrix organization. The coding region runs from base 79 to 3132 and encodes 1017 amino acids. The record is from RefSeq and is a predicted model, not a curated record. Gene Ontology annotation, molecular function: metalloendopeptidase activity. Gene Ontology annotation, cellular component: extracellular matrix. The transcript has 17 exons. Lineage: Eukaryota; Metazoa; Chordata; Mammalia; Artiodactyla; Ziphiidae.
AGUUGAGUGCCACCCCCAUCUGCAGAAAAUUGGCAACAUCUCUGAGGAGCCCUUGCUUUUCCUGGGAUACCCAGCAUCAUGGUUUCCGGUUUCCUGGAGUCUCUCAGUGUCCUGGGUUCCCUCCUGCUGCUUGGAUUCCAGCUCGUCUGCCCACAGCCCUUCACUGAACACAGAAAGGUCCCGCAGCGGAUGGCGGUGGCCGAGGACGCUCCCGAGGACGGCGGUGGCGGCGCCCCGGGCGUGUGGGGCGCCUGGGGCCCCUGGUCCGCCUGCUCGCGCAGCUGCAGCGGCGGCGUGAUGGAGCAGACGCGACCCUGCCUGCCCGGCUCGUAUCACGCACGCGGCGCACCGCCGCCCGCAGCCCCCGCGCGCGCCUUCGCAGGCCACGUGGUGUCAGCCGUGCGUACGUCGGUGCCGCUGCACCGGAGCCGCGAGGAGCCACGCGCCCCCGCCAGCCUCAACUCCAGCCGCCAGGGUCCGGCGCAGCGAGGCAGCCGGCACCCGCAGGCCCGGGGCCGCGAACCCACAGCGGAGAGAAGGAGCAGGACCCGAGGUCCCAUCGGCCCUGGCAUGUAUGGCUAUGGUAAGGCCCCAUACAUCUUACCACUGCAGACGGACUCUGCACACCUGCCACAGAGGCUUCGGAGGCAGAGGCCCUCAUCCCGGAAUUCCAGGUCCCAGGGGGCAUCUGGUUCUAGCCAUGGCUACAACCUUCCAGCCCAUCGGGCCCCCCGACAUGGACCUCUGUACCAGAGUGACAGUAGCCCUCGUCCUGGACUGCAAGUCUCAGAGAGCUCCAUCUACCAGCUGCCUUUGACCCAUGACCAAGGCUUCCCUGAAGCCUCACAUCUCUUCCACAACCCAGAAACAAGCAGCAGCCCUGGCCUGGGGGCCCACAGGGCAGCUCAGAGCUUCUCCCAGCCUGCCCGAUCUACAGCAAUCUCCUGCAUUGGGGCCUAUCGGCAGUACAAGCUGUGCAACACAAAUGUGUGUCCAGAAAGCAGUAGAAGUAUCUGGGAGGUACAAUGUGCAUCCUACAACAACAAGCCAUUCAUGGGCCGGUUUUAUGAAUGGGAACCGUUUGCAGAAGCCAAGGGCAAUCGGAAGUGUGAGCUGAACUGCCAGGCAAUGGGCUACCGCUUCUAUGUACGACAGGCUGAGAAGGUCAUUGAUGGUACCCCCUGUGACCAGAACGGCACGGCCAUCUGCGUAUCUGGGCAGUGCAAGAGCAUUGGCUGUGAUGACUACCUAGGCUCCGACAAAGUCGUGGACAAAUGCGGGGUGUGCGGAGGCGAUAACACGGGCUGUCAGGUUGUGUCGGGUGUGUUUAAGCAUGCCCUCACCAGCCUGGGCUACCACCGAGUUGUUGAGAUUCCUCAAGGAGCCACAAAAAUCAACAUCACCGAGAUGUACAAGAGCAACAACUAUUUGGCCUUGCGAAGUCGUUCUGGCCGCUCCAUCAUCAACGGGAACUGGGCAAUUGACCGGCCUGGAAAAUAUGAAGGAGGAGGGACCAUGUUCACAUACAAGCGACCAAAUGAGAUUUCGAGCACUGCUGGAGAGUCCUUUUUGGCCGAAGGUCCCACUAAUGAGAUCUUGGAUGUCUAUAUGAUACACCAGCAGCCUAACCCAGGCGUCCACUACGAGUACGUAAUCAUGGGGAACAAUGCCAUCAGCCCACAGGCGCUGCCUCACAGGAGACCAGGGGAGCCCUUCAACGGCCAGCUGGUAGCAGAAGGGGGGAGCCAGCAGGAGGGAGAAGGGAAAGAGGAGGACGAAGAGAAGGCAGACGUGCACGGCGGGGCAUCUGAAAUAUUCACCUCGGAAUCAGCACAGACCUUCCCGGUCAGGCAUCCUGAUAGAUUCUCUCCCCACCGGCCGGACAAUGUGGUACCACCAGCACCACAGACCCCACGGCGGAGCCGGGAUCACAACUGGAAACAGCUGGGGACGACGGAGUGCUCGACAACCUGCGGGAAAGGAUCGCAGUACCCUAUUUUUCGCUGUGUGAACAGAAACACUCACGAAGAGGUUCCUGAGAGCUACUGUGACUCGAGCAUGAAGCCAACCCCGGAGGAGGAACCCUGCAACAUCUUCCCUUGCCCAGCCUUCUGGGACAUCGGGGAGUGGUCUGAGUGCAGCAAAACCUGUGGCCUGGGCAUGCAGCACCGCCAGGUUCUGUGUCGCCAGGUGUACGCCAACCGCAGCCUGACGGUGCAGCCCUACCGCUGCCAGCACCUGGAGAAGCCCGAGACCACCAGCACCUGCCAGCUCAAGAUCUGCAGUGAGUGGCAGAUCCGGACGGACUGGACCUCGUGCUCGGUGCCCUGCGGAGUGGGGCAGAGGACCCGCGAUGUGAAGUGUGUGAGCAACAUCGGGGACGUGGUCGAUGACGAGGAAUGCAACAUGAAACUCCGGCCCAACGACAUUGAGAACUGCGACAUGGGACCCUGCGCCAAGAGCUGGUUCCUGACGGAGUGGAGCGAGAGGUGCUCGGCAGAGUGUGGGGCUGGAGUGCGGACACGCUCAGUGGUGUGCAUGACCAACCACGUCAGCAGCCUGCCGCUGGAGGGCUGCGGGAACAACCGGCCAGUGGAGGCCACCCCAUGUGACAACGGGCCCUGCACGGGCGAGGUGGAGUGGUUUGCGGGAAGCUGGAGUCAGUGUUCCAUCGAGUGUGGGAGUGGGACCCAACAGAGGGAGGUGAUUUGUGUUAGGAAGAACGCUGACACCUUUGAAGUGCUGGACCCCUAUGAAUGUUCCUUCCUGGAGAGACCCCCCAGCCAGCAAUCCUGCCACCUCAAGCCCUGCGGAGCCAAAUGGUUUAACACAGAAUGGAGCAUGUGUUCCAAGAGCUGCCAGGGCGGCUUCCGCGUCCGGGAAGUGCGCUGUCUGUCUGAUGAGAUGACCCUAAGUAAUCUCUGUGACCCUCAGUUGAAACCAGAAGAGAAAGAAUCUUGUAACCCUCAGGACUGCAUCCCUGAAGUUGAUGAAAACUGCAAGGACAGGUACUACAACUGCAACGUGGUGGUCCAGGCCAGGCUCUGCGUCUACAACUACUACAAGACUGCCUGCUGCGUCUCCUGCACGCGCGUGGCCAACAGGCACUCGGGCUUCCUGGGGAGCAGAUAACACCCCGCUCCGCAACCGUGGGCAGGUCAGGGAGUCUGUGAGCAGUGGGACUGGCUGACUGCUGCCCCUCCUGGGGGCUCCCUGGCCUGUGGAGCUGCCAGCCAACUUAGCACCCCACCUUCAUAAAGUGUACACACGGUGCCCAGGAGCAAGGCCACAGUUGUCCUUUGAGCAUCACCGUGAACUGCUGACCCCUCCUUCAGAAACCUGGCACCUGCGCUCUCUGCAGACCGAGCGGUGGGGACUGCAUGCAGCUCUUGGCCGACUCCCGUCCUGGCACUUUCUAAGUCAGCAGUCAGGCCCUGUCUGGGCACUGCCUAGCCCCAGUGCUGCUGGCCUUUCUAAUACCAGCGCCCCUUGGAGAAUCAGAGGAGACAGUCCCCCCACCCCAGAGCCCCCUUAAGCCUUGCUAGGGUGCCUGCAUCCCUCUGUUACCUCAGCCCGGCUGUGCCUAUUUUUACUCUCAAAGACAUUAGGCUCUUUUUCAGCCUUGUGACACAAAUAUCUCAUGCCAGUUUAGAGCUUUAUUGUUUUGCAGGUGUAUUCAGAGAUAUUAGCUCAUUAGCGGCUGUGAGCACAGCGCCCCAGAAUGGGAGUCAGGGAAUGAAUCAUUGUCCCCAUUUUACUGACAAGGAAACUGAGACUAAACUUAGGUAACCUACCUGCCACGUUAUCGGGUAAUUGACCCAUUCAGUGACAGAGCUGAGUUCUGACCCCAGUCAUCUGACCACAAAGCCCUCACCCCGAGGGCUGUCCAGAAGGCUUAGGUCUGCAGGAUGUGGCUUCAUUUCAGACCUAGAGGCUGAGAAGUUUCCCAUUCAGCAAACAAAGCCCAGACCUUUGAAUUCUUUCCUCGGGCCAAAAGUCGCCUUUAUCUCCUGCCCUCAGUUGUUUCAGGAGUCUGUUUCUUUUUUCCCUUCCCCCACAAAGUCACAGGUCCUGGUGACAGGACUCUGCACAGUUUCUUAAACCCCAUCCUUAAUGGAACUAUGCCAUGAGGUAAGAAAGCCACUGGGGUAGAAAGGUGAUUGCCUGAAAUUCUGAUUCCUCUCCCCAGUGGUACAUGCCGCCCAUGGAAUCCUAGAUCGUGGAUCCUUUGGCCUUUUGUCUCCCAGAGCAGAUUUCCAGAGCACACAGCUCUGUCCCCUGGGCUCUCACCCCUUCCUCAGCCAUCUCUCCUGGGUCCUUCCCUACACAUCGCCCAGUGGAAAGUCUAACCAACCUGUCCCAGCAAAAGCCCUAUAUUUAUAUUAGAAAGAGUCUCCCUGAGGUCUUUCUGGUUUGAUUUGCAGAUGUCUCUCUGUGACUUUGCAUCCCUCCCUUCCCCCAUGACUCACAACCCAUAUCCCCCCUCCCAGAUGUGAGCACUAAGAUCUAUAUUAAGGCAGCCAGCCUGGGAAAAGGGGCUGUGAACUCCUCCACGAUGGCCGCAGCGGCAGGGUCUUCCCUGAUUCACUUCACAUAACUCUGUAGUUCCCAAGGCCUCUGGCUGGAAGGGGAAUGCAGUGCAUAUGAAAGAUAAACUAUCUGAAAAAUCAGUGAGGAUAAAGAAGGGGGGACGUAUAUAUAUAUAUAUAUAUAUAUAUAUAUAUAUAUAUAUAUAUAUAUAUGUAUGUAUUCUUACACCCACUAAGAAAAAUAAUCAGGCUGAGCAAAUUGGAAGCGUAUAGAAAAUUUAUCUUAUUUAGUACUAUGGUCCUGGGCGUAUUUCCCUUUCAAAGCAAGCAUUUGCUUUGAAAUUCAUAGCAACUGAGUUUCUCCCGUGAGCCCUUUAACCCAAAAAUCUGCUAAUUUGAUGAUGAUUUGCAGCUUUUGGAAGCAGUAUCACCAGCUCAGUCUUGCACACUCCAUUAGGUUCCCACUACCCUUGAGCUUUCAGAAGUUCUAUUUGGCCUUUUUAUGUGACCUUCUCUUUCUGGAGAGCCCCAGCCAUCAUUUCCCCCAAAGCACCCUAUCUCUCCUGAUCCUUAUGUAACUCAUGCAAUAAGCAGCAGGACAGAGGCCCAGAUUCCUGUGCCCACCAAGCAAAAACAGACCAGAGAGGCCAAGCAUAUGGCUGGUUUCCAUCCAGCACCCACUCUUUCCCUCUCGCCACUUGCCUUUGCUUCUUGUCCCAAGGGAGGGUUUCCUUUAUGCAACUACUGUCAGAUGUUGCUGUACAAGCCAGUCAUUUGAAGGAUUCUUUGGAGGAAGCUUUCUUUACCUGCCGGAGGACAGAGCAAGAUCAGUGGGUGGAAGAGCAGAAAGGCUGAUUUCAGCUCCGAUUGCGGGAAAACCUUCUAGCCAUCCAGGCUGCCCAGCGCAACAGAGGUAUGGUGUCCUAAUGAGUGAGCUCUCCAGCCUAAAAGGGAUUUCUCCACCAAGUGGCAGGUGAGCAUCCUGGGUCCUUCCACCUCAGGAUUCUCACGACUGGGCUGGGGCAGUGACGGCUUUGUCUCUGACAUCCAGCAGUGUCCUGUGGCUCCUAAAUGUCACCCAAAAGUUCUUUAAAGGGACAGUGGUCCUCUCAUGAGAACGGCCAUCCUGCCUGUUGUGGAAUUGGAUAGGAGCAAAUAAAUCAACCCCAUGUCUUCAGGGGAAAGAAGUACUGAAAUUAGGGGUCUUUUUUCUCUUGCAACAAAUAGUUGAGUUAAUCCUGGAAUUCAUUUAUGUCUGGAAAGCUUAUAAGUUGCUAGAUGAGGGGUUUUAUCAGCUUGACUUGGAAAUCCAAUUUUUACUAAUCUCCUUGUUUCUUAUAUCAACGUCUAAAUGCCUUUGUUCUUAGCACAACACACAUGAUAAUGUCCUUUAGUAUUUUCAGCGACAAUGUUCCUUCCUCCCUCCAGAGAUGCCUCUUUCUCAUUUUCUUGUCCCCUUAUCUCACCCUCUCCUUCCCAUGACCCACCAUCUCCUCCUCAGUCCUCUGCUUCGUCCCUUAACUGACCAUGAUGCAAAAAUGAAAUUUACAUUUUAAUACAGCUUUUUUUUUCUGUGUACCAGAUUGCCUCAGUCCCUGCUCUGAAUUUUGAAAUUAGAUAAAUUAAAGCUGUUCUGUGUUUUUCUCACAAAAAAAUCAACAAAACUGCAAACAGAAAUAGUUUGCUUUUUUUACUAUCACUUAUUGGAAAAGGAAAGUGUGCCCCUUGCAGCCUAGGCAAAAGCCAUUCAGUGCAGCCCAUCCUCCCCAUCCUCACGUGGACUCGCCUUUCUCCCCUUAGAAAAGGAACAGCAUAAGAAAUAGGGCAUUUAAAAAAAAAAAAAAAGCUUGUAAAUUCGGCCACUAGAUGGCGUCAGUUCAUUUCAUUAAAGGCGUGUACAGUGCCCCCUGCUUGCGAGCUGGUGGGGAAGCCAGAUGAGCAGGGCCAGUCCCCGCCCUAGAGGAGCUGCACUGUGACAGAAGCACUCAGAACUGUCCCCAUCUGUCCCGUUGCCUUACUUCUCUGGCCCAAGGCUCUUGGGGUGUGUAUCAUUUACUCACCCUCAAAGUGUUUUUCAACACUCUUUCCUUUAAAAAGAAUGACUUUCCAGAGGGAUGAAAAUGAGGGACACUGGCUUCAUUUCUUUUUGUCAAGCUGUGUGGCAGGGAGAGAAACCCAGAUGUUACUAGUAACUUUCUAAACCAGUGGCUCUCUUUUUCUUUAAUAUAGCCACUUUAGAAUUUGAAUAUCUGCUUUCUAAUGUCAAAGACAUAAAUAUAAGUGGUAAAAAGAAACAUGACUUCUCUUGAAACAGGCUGAAUAGUCAAACCUGAGGGAACCUCUAUCAGCCUGGCAGGUGGAGGCCAACAUUUGAUCCUGCCAUAUGAAACACUUUUUCUGUGGCUUAGAUGGGAAAUUAGACACCUUCCUGAUGAAAUUGGUGGAUGCCAAGAAGCUGGAGAGGUAACACUUGAAUGACACGUUCUAGUACCAAAAAAGUCUGGGAGACUAGAACAAAACCUGGGAUCUUCAAAAUUCACCAGGAAGCAACAUAAAGUCCCACCUUUGUAUUAAAAAAAGAAACACUAUACAAGUACAAGGUGGGGGAGAUGCAAGAGUUUCAGUGGAUGAAGCUCAGUGUGAGUCCAGAAAGUGGGAUGGAACUACCCCCAAACACACACACACACACACACACACACACGCACACAACACACGACAUUCAGGCUACAUAAGGAGAAAAUGUUGGUGAACCGUAUUUGUGAUUGUUGGAAACUUUAAAAAGAAUAUUGGUAACGUAUAACAUUCAGAUGAGCACACCCAAUCCUGAUGAGGGGCACAGACUCUGAGAAGCAGUGGAAAGGACUUCAUGAGAAUGUUUAGCCCGGGGGAGAGCCAUCCUAGGACCAGAAGGUAAAAGCUGCAGGGAGACACAUUUUACUUCUUGCAGAAGAACCACCUUUCUACAAGUGAGAGCCUUCAGAAGGUAGAGCGCUCUGUGGUUGGUGGUGACUGACCCAUCCCUGGAGGUCUCAGCAGAGGUUUAAUGGCCAUUUGUCAUGGAUGCUGAAGGGAGGAUUCGAGCACCCAGCUGGGGCAACAGGACUUUUAAGAUUCUCUCCAAUCUGGGUUUUGGUGACUCUGUAAGUAGAACAGCUUCAAGUGAUUCACCUGGUCUGGGAUGGCAAGUACACAGCACACGUACUUCCCAUUUCUACCAUUUUGAACCCAGGGGCGCACCCCUCUCCAGGGCUGAAUGUGGCCUCAUACCUCGGAGAACCACUAGCCAAUUGGUCAGAGCUGCCCUGUCUGGUCCUGCUUCAUAGAUGAGUAACCAGUUGUCCCGAUGACUAGUUCCCUGCCCAGGGUCACACACCUUGAUGGGGGCAGAACCUCGACUAGACUAGCACCCUUUGAAUACUAUCUCACUUUCUCAACUCACUUUGCUUUCUUGUGCCUUUGCUGGAGCUACGUCAUUCUCUCCCCUCUCAACCACACUCCUGCUUCUUUCUAUUCAGUGGGCAACAGUGGGAGACUGCCAUCUUGCUGAGGAAAAGUGACCUCCACAGGGUGGGAUUCUCUAGCCAGCUUUCUUAGCAGCUUCCAGAUGUUGAGCCCCUUGCCUCAGUGAGAGGAAAGCCAUUCUGUUACAUAAUUUCCACCUGCCUUGACCCCCAGAUCCCCACCAUUCAGUUUGAUGGAAGGAUAUACUUUGUUAUAACUUAUUAUUUUGUCCUUUGUAAAUACAAGAUGUUUAUAGGAAAUGUGUAUUCUGAACUCUACCAGCAGAAUGAGUCACUACACCAAAAUAGUUCUAUUAUUUAGAAUAUGUUAAUUACAAAGGGACCUAAUAGGUAUUUAUUUACAUAUUCGAUCCACAUUUGUGUAAAAUUAUUUGAUCCUACUAACCCAGCUUCCCGGAAGGUUGCUGCACGUGAUGUCUUAUUCCAAGUCCAUAGUUACAAUUUAGCAUACUGAUUAGCCAAAUUCCUGGGUUUUAAGAUCAAAUAUAAAUGACUCGGCUUUUCGACUCAUUCAGGGGUUUUUACCCCUCGGAUUAUACCUGAAACAGGUCUCUCUGGAUUGCCACCUUUCCACCUUGAAUAUCAUAUUUGCUCAUGUAAUCUGCCAUCUCCUCAUCCUCAAACAUUUGAAGAAGGAAUUAGGAGGGUCUUUUUCAUCCCUUCUCUUUGUCUUGCCUCGUUCCUUGGAAUCACCAGCAGGAAGUUGUUGGGGAGGCUGGCUUAGAGCUGUGAGGGAGGCAGGGUCCCCUGGCAAGGGCAGGGAGGGGUGUAAGAGAGGUGAUGCAUUCACUGCUCUGACCACGCCUCCAGGGCCCCCGCUGGACACUGCUGAGUGGGAGCUCUGGGUUGUCAACUGCACAGCCAGGAGCAAGGAACCCACAGAAUACCCCAUCCACCCCAGGUCACCCGUACGGUGUCAAUUAUUGCUUAAAGAGGCAGAGGCGCAUUAUAUGAGUAAAUAAUCAGUUUUCUCUUCAGCAAAAAUGACAACUAUUUUUGUGUAUGACUAAUUUAUUUUUAUUAUUGUAAAAAUACAA